CCCCUCUGUUAACAUCAGUUGACUAGGGAAAUGUUAAGACAUUUGCAAUGUCGCUGUCCAGCUAAAGACAGAAUCAAACCAUUUUAUUACAGAUGUGGGGACGCAUAUUUGUGAACCCACGGGUGACUGGCAGAAUUAAUCUCCUUUGGAACUGCAGUUUCGUUACCAUGCAGCUGAAAACGAAAGAGUUUCAGUCUUUGUUCACCGAUGGGCUGAAUAGCAUAGCAGAGCUUUUUGAGAAGAACCAUUUUGAGCUGCGAAUAGCAGGGGGCGCCGUGCGGGACCUCCUGUCAGGGAAGCGGCCGGAUGACGUGGAUUUCGCCACGACGGCCACACCCGAUGAGAUGAAGCGUAUGUUCCAGGCAGCAGGGGUCCGGAUGAUCAAUAACAAAGGAGAGAAGCAUGGGACCAUCACUGCUCGGAUACACAAUGAGAACUUUGAGGUGACUACACUGCGAGUGGACGUACAGACAGACGGACGGCACGCUGAGGUGGAGUUCACCACAGACUGGAAGCAAGACGCAGAGCGCAGGGACCUCACCAUCAACUCCAUGUUUUUUGGUUUAGAUGGGACCCUGUAUGACUACUUUAAUGGCUAUGAAGACCUUAAGAAUUGCAAGGUCCGGUUUGUUGGCAGCGCGGAACAGAGGAUUCAGGAGGACUACUUGAGGAUUCUAAGAUACUUCAGGUUUUACGGAAGGGUGGCAGCAGAAGCCGGGGAACACGACGCUGAGACGCUGCAGGCCAUCCGGGAGAACGCCCAGGGGCUAGCCGCCAUCUCUGGAGAGCGCAUCUGGGUGGAGCUGAAGAAGACACUGGUGGGAAACCACGCGGCGCAUCUGGUGGAGAUCAUGUACAAGCUGGGUCUGGCUCAGUAUAUGGGAUUACCUGUGGAGGGGAAUGUGGCAGAGCUGACGCGGGUGUGGCAGCAGUCACGCGGUUGGUCACCUAAGCCCAUGACGCUCCUGUCGGCACUGUUCCGGUGCUCGGCGGAAGUGGACAAGUUGGACCUGCGGCUGAAGAUCUCCAGGGAGGAGAAGAACCUGGGGCUCUUCCUGGUGAAGCACAGACGGGAGCUUGUCAAGUCCGCGGACGAGCCCGACAGCCUCAAGCCCUUCACAGAUUUCAUCAUUGAUUCAAGGGAGCCUGAUGCCCAGAGUAAAAUGUGUGAGCUGCUGAAGUACCAGGGUGAGGUGCGGCUGCUUGCGCAGUUGCAGAGGUGGGCCAUCCCCCGCUUUCCUGUCAGUGGGCAUGACCUGAGGAAGAUGGGCAUCUCCUCCGGCAAGGAGAUUGGCGUCAUCCUGCAGAACCUGAGGGACGUCUGGAAGAAGAGCCACUACCAAAUGGGCAAAGACGAGCUACUGAAUAGUGUGACCAGGUCAUAGCUGGGGACCCAGAGGGGGUCAUAGUCCCUAUGUCUGAAAGCGAUCAGAAACCUGGGCCCACCUCUGUGCCCUAUGACUGCCUUCACCCAGUUUUUUUUCCACCUUUGGGAACCCUGAGGGGUGUAUAUAGAGGAUUAUUUAUUGUCCCUAACAGUAUUCAUUACACCAGAUUGCAGCCAUUGUUCACACAGCUGUCCAAGCUGAGGCAAGAAGCAAAUGUUGUCUCUCUAGGUUCUUGUAGCUUCAAUGAACUUUUUUCAAUUCCAAUCAAAUUACCUUUUAGGGGUGGUGAGCAAAAUAGUGUUGUGGGUUUUGAAGCAUACAGCAAGUCUGGCAUCUAGUGUAGAGACAAUGGGGUGGUUUGAAAAGGAAGAGACAGUCCUACACCAAACAUAUUUGAUUCAGGGGGAUGUGGGUGUAUGUGAGAUUUCACAACAACAAGUCUUCAGAAUGUUUUCUUUUUUAUGUUAUCAUAAUGCACUUGUUCAAAAAUGUACAGUGUACUGGCUUGCCACACUCACACUUGUGGGAAAACUUCAGGAAUAAAAAUAUGGAAUGCUUCUGCUGUAUCCUC
Molecule: messenger RNA, 1959 nt
Organism: Anguilla anguilla (European eel)
Lineage: Eukaryota; Metazoa; Chordata; Actinopteri; Anguilliformes; Anguillidae
Gene: trnt1
Product: tRNA nucleotidyl transferase, CCA-adding, 1
Exons: 8
Coding region: 93-1385 (430 amino acids)
Biological process (GO): RNA processing
Molecular function (GO): nucleotidyltransferase activity; RNA binding
Source: RefSeq, a predicted model, not a curated record